Molecule: messenger RNA, 1188 nt
Organism: Phanerochaete carnosa HHB-10118-sp
Lineage: Eukaryota; Fungi; Basidiomycota; Agaricomycetes; Polyporales; Phanerochaetaceae
Exons: 3
Coding region: 1-1179 (392 amino acids)
Source: RefSeq, a predicted model, not a curated record
AUGGCCCUUUUCGUGUGGACAACCCCUCGACCGGACAUCCAUGCUUCCUUCCAGGCCUGGGAAGCCUCUUGGGACCACGACUUCAAACGCAACUACGAACCGCCAGACCGUCUACCCGAGUCCGGCAGCCUCUCCCGUCUGAUCCGAAGCAGCUCUAUAUCGUUGCUAAACUCAGACCAUUCCGUCAUGUUCACGGAGCAGGUGGCCACAAAUCUCAUGGGCACCCAAGUCAAGCUCUCGGUGAUGGCCGCCCAAGUCUGGGAAAGCUUCGAGGUCGACUGGAAGCGAGCCUCUGAUGCACGACGAAGAGCCUGCAUAGAGAAAGGCGUUUACUGCUCCGCGCUGUCGGCCCCGCCGUCUCAGGCGGAAACCGAGAGAAAGUGGUGCCCAGAAACGUCGGUCAAUCAUCUGGCUUCGGAUGGCGGUCAGGGGUACCUCAACCUGGUGAUGACUCUGACAUUGCCAGGGCAUGUCAUACACGCGGGACACAUCGCACCGAUUCUUCCGUCGCAUCCUGCCAUCGACCGGGUCAGCAACCUUUCCACGUACGAGCGCAACACUCCCGGCUUCAAGGCAGCUCUGCGAAUAUGGACUCUUUGGAGGGCCUAUCAUUUGACCCGUGUCGUCACCGAUAUAUUCCUCGUAUUCGUCACCAAACCUGUCUCAAUGGACAGCCUCAACUCCUCGAUGCGCACGGCCUUGCGGCACAUCACAGCCUCUCUUUCCCCAGAUGCAGCGAAGAAACUUGUCAUCGCAUUCAAGCAGACCCACCCAGAAGCAGCGGGCCCCAGGAAAGGUCCUUCAGGCACCCCUUGCCAUACUUGCGGCACUGCCUCGACUGGUGCGCAGCAAGGUGGCGCGAAGCUUCGGACCUGCAGUGCGUGCCGCAAGGUGAACCGGUUCGUAUACUACUGCUCGUCGGAGUGCCAGCGUCAAGACUGGAAGCACGGGAAACCGUACCCGCACAAGACGAUCUGCGGAAAGCUCCGCAGCGAACAGGAGAUCGAGGAGCUUUCGAACACGAAAGGCUUCUACUCUGCCGAAGAACUCAUGCCGAAAGCGGAGCCGUCGUUCCGGCGGUCGACCGCCCUCAACCGUCAGAUUUCUUGUCUGGCGGCAGACAUCCGGCUGGAUUAUGUCGUACGUGACAUGCCCUAUGUUUUGACCCAUCAGACAUGACGUUCACGU